Molecule: messenger RNA, 590 nt
Organism: Linum trigynum
Lineage: Eukaryota; Viridiplantae; Streptophyta; Magnoliopsida; Malpighiales; Linaceae
Source: the annotation of a GenBank genome assembly
AAUAUCCAUUUCCUCUACUCCAACCUCCUAGAAAAAAAAAACAAAGGAAUACAGAGGAAAAAAAAAAACAAUGGAGCGAGGAAACCAUGGACAAGAAGCAAGAGGAAACCAUGGACAAGGAGCAAGAGGAAACCAAGGACAAGGAGCAAGACAAGAACCGAGGAACAUGCCGUUAAACAGCAAUGUGUUGGAAACUAUAAUGAGGAUCGAGGAGAAUAGGGCAAGGGGAGGAAGGCCGCGUGUCGAAGGCGCAACUUCUCUCUUCUACGACCAUACCAGCUCGCCUCGCUACAAUUGGCUGCUCCCUGGCUGGGUUGUCGAAGAACGAACCAUGCCCACCGGCAGAGUUUAUCGAAUUUACUAUGAUCCAUUUGGCAGGGCUUAUGCAACCAAAAGCGAAGUGAUUCUGGCGUGGGAGCAAGCUGGUCUGCAUGUCGUGAAUCCUUAGACUGACCGAUUGAGGCAGAUUAUGAUUAUAGUUACAUGUGGUGAACAAAAAGGAGAGAUUGAGCAGUUGGAUGAAAAAUCAUAUUGUUAACUGUAAUCACAAAUCAUGGUCCUAAUUGAUUGAAUAAAAUGGGAGAAAUGUU